This is a messenger RNA of Humulus lupulus (European hop), 3293 nucleotides long. Its product is annotated as respiratory burst oxidase homolog protein A-like. Gene Ontology annotation, cellular component: plasma membrane. NCBI's taxonomy places the organism in Eukaryota, Viridiplantae, Streptophyta, Magnoliopsida, Rosales, Cannabaceae. Gene Ontology annotation, molecular function: peroxidase activity; NAD(P)H oxidase H2O2-forming activity. The transcript is spliced from 14 exons. Bases 648 to 3104 code for a protein of 818 amino acids. The record is from RefSeq and is a predicted model, not a curated record.
UCAAUAUAUAUGUAAUAUAAUUAUUGAUUUUGUUUUUCAAUAAAUAAACACAUUUCUUUUUCCAAAUGCUUUCUUGUGGUUCUUGGUUUUACUAAAUAAAGAUCCAGAUUUUCUGUUUCUCUCUCCACAACCUUUUCAUUCCAUGCAAUUUUCCCUACUACUCCAAUCACUCUACCUGCCCUUAUUUCCUUUCUUUUUCUUACUCUUUCACCCAAAACAAACAAACAAACAGACAAAUAAAAAAAAAGCUUCUCUUGCAAUCUCUUUUACUUUAUUUUUCAUUCACAACUACACCAACCAAACAUGCAUAUUCUACAACCAAACAUGUAUACAUAUUCAUUUUCUUACAUGCUCCUCCUAUUAUAAUCAUCAUUCAACCACCCAUAUCAAAGGAAAAAACUGAGAAGUACUAAACAUAAUAUAAAUAAAAUAAAAAAUAAAAAGAAGAAAUGACCUUUCUAGAAAGAUAAUUUAAUAACAUCACCAUUUCAUGCUAGCAUGCAUAAUGUUCUUCAUCGAGCUAAUUAAACAGUCUCUUCUUCUAAACAUUCAUUCAUCUUCUUUUCCUCCAAGAAAAACUAAAUUUCUUUCCUAUCUAAAAGAGAGAAAACUAAACACAACAUGAGAACUUUUUGAAAAGUAUAGUUAUGGAGAAAACAUCAAUGGAGGUCCAUAAUGUAGAGUCUCAAAUCCUCCAAGAACUACCCUUUACCACAAAUAUUCUAUCACCAUCUUCCUCUUCCUCUUCCUCUUCCUCUUCAUUUUCUUCUUCUUCUUCUUCCUCUGCUGGUUCUUCUUCUUUCAGUGCGGUUCCUUUUAUUACUUUCUCUCCUGUUCAGACUGAACUAAAUGGAACAGAGAAUCCCCACUACAUACCAGGAAAUGGGGAGUCAUCAAAACUUGACUCUUUCAAUGAAUGGUUCAGCUUUUUUGGCAUAAUGGGAAAAGGUUCUGGAAUUGAGUGGAAGCACAUUGAGAACCGAUUCGACCGGAUUUCCAUAGCUGCAAAUGUGUCUGAACCAGUUCUCAAAUGGUCGGACUUUGGUUUCUGCAUAGGGAUGCAACAAUCGCCAGAAUUUGCUUAUGAGAUAUUGAGGGCUCUAAGGGGAAGAAAGGAUUUCAAAACUUAUAUAACAAAAGGAGAACUUUAUAGUUACUGGUGUCGUUUGACUGAUCCUUGUUUUCAUUCAAGGAUAAGGAUCUUCUUUAACUUGUGUGACAAAAACAUGGAUGGAAAAAUUACUGAAAUUGACAUCAAACAGACUGUUCUGUUAAGUGCCUGUACAAAUAAAUUGUCUCUGACACAUGAGGAAUCAGAAGAAUAUGCUUCUCUGGUUAUGGAAUUUCUUGACAUAAAAUAUAGAGGCUACAUUGAGUUAUCAGAAUUUGAGUCUCUAUUCAGAGUGAGCUUGAGAAAUGGCUCUCUACCGACUAAGCAAUCAUCGGUGACACAUAAUUAUCAUGACCCUUUAACAGAGCAAACCUCAAAAGCUGAAAUUUUAUUCAGGUCGUAUUGGAGAAGAGCAUGGAUAGUAUUGUUUUGGAUUGUAGUUUGCAUUGUUCUCUUCACAUGGAAAUUCAUCCAAUAUCGGCAUCGAGCAGCUUUUGAAGUUAUGGGGUACUGUCUUUCCACUGCCAAAGGUGCAGCCGAGACCCUGAAAUUCAACAUGGCUCUAAUCCUCCUCCCUGUUUGUCGUAAUACAAUCACAUGGCUUAGGAGUAAUAGAAGGAUCAACUCAGUAAUUCCUUUCAACGACAAUAUCAACUUCCACAAGUUGAUUGCAGGAGGGAUUGUGGUAGGAGUGAUUCUUCAUGGUGGCACUCAUCUUGGUUGUGAUUUCCCAAGAAUUAGUAAAUCCAACAAUUCAGUUUUCCAACAGACAAUAGCGGCUGGAUUCGGGUACCACCAACCAUCAUACCUAGAAAUAUUAGCCACCACAGAGGUGGCAACAGGGAUUGUUAUGGUAGUACUAAUGGCCAUUGCAUUUUCACUAGCAAUUAAGUGGCCACGCCGCCAGUCACCAUUGCUACCAAGGACGGUUCGACAUGUCACUGGAUACAACACCUUUUGGUACUCUCACCACUUGUUCAUUCCUGUGUAUGCCUUACUUAUUAUCCACUCCAUGUUCCUGUUCCUAACGGACAAUGCGGCUGAAAAAACAACUUGGAUGUACAUUGCCAUUCCAACUGUUAUAUACACCGGAGAGCGGCUCCUCAGAGCCAUAAGAUCAAGCAGCUGUGAGGUUCAAAUUUUGAAGGUAAGUUUUUAUCCAGGAAAAGUUUUGUCCCUCAAGUUGCAGAAACCAGAAGGAUUUAGGUACCAGAGUGGCAUGUACAUAUUCAUUCAAUGCCCUCAAAUAUCACCGUUUGAAUGGCACCCAUUUUCCCUAACUUCAGGACCAGAAGAUGACUAUUUAAGCGUGCAUAUACGAACUCUAGGUGACUGGAGUUAUACAAUAUAUAGUAUUUUCCAAGAGGCAACACUAUCUGGAGGAAAGGAGUAUCCUAAAUUAUACAUCGAUGGGCCUUAUGGAGCUGCCUCCCAAGACCAUGUCAAGUAUGAUGUGGUUGUGCUAAUUGGUCUGGGAAUAGGAGCUACACCGUUCAUCAGCAUCCUCAAAGAUGUUGUCAAUGGCAUUAGAGAAGCAAAAGGCAACCAAAAUAGCUGCAACUUAAGAAAGGGUCGACCCGUUAAAGCCUAUCUUUAUUGGGUUACAAGAGAACAAAGCUCCUUUGAUUGGUUUAGAGAUAUAAUGAAGGAAAUAUCAAACGCUGACCAGAAGCAGUCUGUUGUAGAGGUGCAUAAUUUCCUGACCAGCAUAUAUCAGGAAGGAGAUGUUCGGUCAGCAUUGAUAAGCGCUAUUCAGGCCCUUCAUCAUGCCAAACAUGGCAUGGAUAUCGUCUCCAGGACUCCAGUACGCACACAUUUCUCUAGACCAAAUUGGUACAGCAUCUUUUCGAAGUUAGCUUGGAGACAUAGAGGAGCCAGGAUUGGGGUAUUUUACUGUGGUCCAUCUGCUUUAGCAAGAGAGUUGGAGGGAUUAUGCACCAAGUUCUCCACCAAGACAACUACCAGAUUCGUAUUUCACAAGGAGCACUACUAGAACUUUUGUAUACUUGUCAUUGUCUUGUACCAAUUCCACAACGGGAAUUGUUCAACAUCAAAAAAGGUCUAAAUGUACAUAACUACUUUAUUAUAUACAUACUUAUAUACAUAUCUCUACCGCUCAUACAGAGCAAAAAGAUGUAUUGAUCUCUAAAGUGAAUAAAUGUGAGAAUUAUACAUCAAGAUC